Scedosporium apiospermum is the source of this 1626-nucleotide messenger RNA. Its product is annotated as Quinate permease. Gene Ontology annotation, biological process: carbohydrate transport; transmembrane transport. The coding region runs from base 1 to 1626 and encodes 541 amino acids. The transcript has 2 exons. Lineage: Eukaryota; Fungi; Ascomycota; Sordariomycetes; Microascales; Microascaceae. The record is from RefSeq and is a predicted model, not a curated record. Gene Ontology annotation, cellular component: membrane. Gene Ontology annotation, molecular function: carbohydrate:proton symporter activity.
AUGUCGAUCCUCACUCUCAAGGAAGAUCGGCCUACUCCAAAGGCAGUCUACAACUGGCGUGUGUACGCUUGCGCUGCCGUCGCGUCCUUCGCAUCAUGCUUGAUCGGAUAUGAGUCGGCCUUCUUUGGCACAACUCUCGCGCUUCCAUCCUUCACCGAAGAAUUCAAAUUCUCUACCUACCAGGCCAACGAUCUGGCCGUCCUCAAGCAGAACAUCGUCUCCGUCUACCAGGCCGGCGCUUUCUUUGGCAGCUUAGCAGCAUUCGCCACCAGUUACUUCCUGGGCCGUCGCUAUUCUCUCAUCUUCUUCAAUGUUAUCUUCGCUAUCGGCUGCAUCAUGCAGAUGGCCUGCACCGGGGAUAAGGGCUUGGGUUUGAUUAUUGGGGGCAGGGUACUGGGCGGCUUUGGCGUCGGCGGCUGCUCUAACAUGACCCCCAUCUACAUUUCGGAGCUUGCUCCGCCCGCUGUUCGCGGCCGUCUCGUCGGCCUCUACGAACUGGGAUGGCAAAUUGGUGGUCUCGUCGGCUUCUGGAUCAACUAUGGUGUCAAUACCACACUAGAGCCCAGCCACUCGCAAUGGCUCAUCCCUUUCGGUGUACAGCUUAUCCCGUCGGGUUUGCUCUUCUUCGGCUGCUUCUUCAUUCCAGAAUCCCCCCGCUGGCUCUUGUCAAAGGGUAGAAGGGAACAGGCCAUCAAGAUCCUGUGCUGGAUGAGGCAGCUCGAGGCAGAGCAUCCCUACAUGCUAGAGGAGCUCAGCUACAUUGACGAAGAUAUUGAACGAUACCACCGAGAGGUCGGCACUGGUUUCUGGAAGCCCUUCAAGGCCCUUAAGGACCGCAAGGUGCAAUGGCGUUUUGUGCUUGGUGGUCUCCUCUUCGUGUUCCAGAAUGGUUCCGGCAUCAAUGCAAUCAACUACUAUAGCCCAACAGUGUUCCGAAGCAUAGGAAUCCAGGGCACAAACACAGCCUUCCUCACGACAGGUAUCUUUGGAGUUGUCAAGACCGCGCUCACCUUCGUCUGGCUCCUUAUUCUGAUUGAUCACGCCGGACGACGCCUCAUGCUCAUUGUAGGCUCUGUUGGUGGGUCGCUUUGCAUGUGGUUCAUUGGCGCCUACAUCAAAAUCUCGAAUCCCGAAGGCAGUCAGCAAAACAACAAGCUUUCUUCCGCCGGCAUUGCCGCCAUAUUCUUCUUCUAUCUCUGGACAGCCUUUUAUACGCCGUCUUGGAAUGGAACUCCGUGGGUCGUGAACUCGGAAAUGUUCAACCAGAACACCCGCUCACUCGGCCAAGCCAACGCAGCUGCCAAUAACUGGUUCUGGAACUUUAUCAUUGCGCGCUUCACAGAACAAAUGUUCAACUCUUGGGGAUACGGGGUGUAUUUCUUCUUUGCUUCCCUCAUGAUUUUGUCAUCCAUUUUCGUGUACUUCUUUGUGCCCGAGACCAAGUCCAUUCCACUGGAGCGAAUGGAUCGGCUCUUCGAGUUGAAACCCACAUGGCGUGCCCAUGGUAUUCUCAUGGACGAACUGAGGCAGGUGGAGGGUAUUGGUGAUGAGAACGCCGACCACAAGAGCGAGGAGAAGCCGGUCGUUUUAGAGUUGGAUAAGAAGAACAUUCCUGCUGAUGUCUGA